Molecule: messenger RNA, 2440 nt
Organism: Galeopterus variegatus (Sunda flying lemur)
Lineage: Eukaryota; Metazoa; Chordata; Mammalia; Dermoptera; Cynocephalidae
Product: metal transporter CNNM2
Exons: 8
Coding region: 1-1071 (356 amino acids)
Biological process (GO): magnesium ion homeostasis; transport
Cellular component (GO): plasma membrane
Molecular function (GO): magnesium ion transmembrane transporter activity
Source: RefSeq, a predicted model, not a curated record
AUGAACCACACUUUGAGAACUGUUCUCUUAACGUGGCAGUUGCUGAAAGCUUACACAGGAGGAGGUAAAUCUCACCUGGCUAUUGUACAGCGGGUAAACAAUGAGGGAGAAGGGGAUCCCUUUUAUGAAGUUCUGGGAAUUGUCACCUUAGAAGAUGUGAUUGAAGAAAUCAUCAAAUCUGAGAUUCUAGAUGAAACAGAUUUAUACACUGAUAACAGAACAAAAAAGAAAGUGGCCCACCGUGAAAGAAAGCAAGAUUUUUCUGCCUUUAAGCAGACAGACAGCGAGAUGAAAGUUAAAAUAUCACCACAGCUUCUCCUGGCCAUGCACCGUUUCCUAGCAACAGAAGUAGAAGCAUUUAGCCCAUCCCAGAUGUCAGAGAAGAUCCUUCUAAGGCUGCUAAAGCACCCCAAUGUCAUCCAGGAACUGAAGUAUGAUGAGAAGAACAAGAAAGCCCCAGAGUACUACCUCUACCAGCGCAACAAACCCGUAGACUACUUCGUUCUCAUUUUGCAGGGGAAAGUGGAAGUAGAAGCUGGGAAAGAAGGCAUGAAGUUUGAAGCAAGUGCUUUUUCAUACUAUGGUGUGAUGGCCCUUACAGCCUCUCCAGUUCCUUUGUCCCUGUCUCGUACCUUUGUUGUCAGCAGAACAGAGUUGUUAGCAGCAGGUUCUCCAGGUGAAAAUAAGUCACCUCCUCGCCCGUGUGGCUUAAAUCACUCAGACUCUCUCAGUCGAAGUGACCGGAUUGACGCGGUAACACCCACGCUGGGGAGCAGCAACAACCAGCUCAGUUCUUCGUUCCUUCAAGUCUACAUCCCUGACUACUCAGUGCGAGCACUUUCUGACCUUCAGUUUGUUAAGAUCUCAAGACAGCAAUACCAAAAUGCCUUGAUGGCAUCCCGGAUGGACAAAACCCCUCAGUCUUCAGACAGUGAAAACACUAAAAUUGAAUUGACUCUUACGGAGCUGCAUGACGGGUUGCCAGACGAGACGGCCAACCUGCUCACUGAACAGAACUGUGUGACGCACAGUAAGGCCAACCACAGCCUGCACAGCGAAGGCGCCAUCUAGGGUGCCCGUGGCCCCCACUCCCGUAGUGAGCUCGUGUGCCGUGCUGCGUCCUGUGACGUUCUGAGACCAAAGACUUUGUCCCCUGCCUGGAGGCUGCAGAGGAGGAUGGUGGUGAGAAGAAUGGAAGUAAGAGAUGGCGUGAGAGCAACAGCUGGGGCGUGACAUUCAAGAUUUUGAAGAUGAACUUCUUCUGCCCAGAUGGAAUCAUGUUUGUUUUUUCAGCUGUAGCUUUUAUCAUUAUUCACUUUCUUCCUCCCUCGAUUGCAUGAAGUUGAAAAUUGUUGCGAUUUAUUUUUUCAAGAGAUCAUGUUUUUAAAAAGUGUCUUUUGCAGAGUUUUAAGUUGUUCUAUCUGAACUCUGCUGUGAUCCCAUGAUAUGACCCUCGUAGGAUGGACCUGCCCCUCACGUGGUCUUCCUUGGCCCUCCCAGGGAGGGCACCCUUCCUCCGUGCCCCAGUGAGUAUCACUGUUGAACUUGAUGGAUGAAUGAAGAAAAUGAUGUUGCUGCAGAACCUGCCAAGUCUGUCGUCACUGUGGGGUGUGGCCUGCAGAGGGACCUGCAGUUGCCUGAGCUCAUUGUUGUUUUGAGAAUUUAAUGUUUAACUGUGCCCCUUUCCCUCAGGAAGGUUUAACAUUUGCUUGGAAAUGUGAUUUUGCUCCCACCCUAAGGAAUUUCUAUCACCAAAAUGAAUGUUAAUGAAUUUUAAACUCGUGAUUUAUCAUUGGCAAGAGGCAAGUUGACUUCGUCCUGACAUUCCUCCAGCCUGGGGUCUCCGGCUCAGCCAGCCCUCCUCCCCCGACCCAGCACCCAAGCUUAUGGAGCGCCGUCACCCACCUCCCUGGCCCUUGCUCUUGUUAACCCAAGAUGCUGCUACACAGAGAUGCCAAAUGGAAAUCUUCCACAGGGCUUUUCAGUUACCAUAUGACGUGGAGCUCCAGGUCCUCCCCUCCCGCUGGGACGUAUGUAAUUAUCAGAAAAGGAGUCGGACCCUCCAGCUGUGCUCUCUACUGUGUGCCGAGGAGGCAUUUCUAGACCCAUGUUUUUAAAGGAGGGAAAUUUGGGGAUUGCCAGCCCCUGCCCCUCCUUCCAGAGAGCUAACUGUCCCUCUUCCCCUGCAUCCUAGGGCCCAUGGGGCCCAGUGGUGGCUGUGUCUCCUGCCCACAGGCCUCUGUGCCUCCCGCCUCAGAUGCGGCCCACACCAGAGAGGCUGCCUGUACAGCCAGGGACAGUUUGGCCCCAAACAGGGAUUCAGAAACCAAAUGUGUGUUAUGACCAUUUCAUGUGUGUCUCUGUCUUAUUUUAAUACCAGAUUCAUCAUGUGUAGUGAAAUUAAUGUCAGGAGGUAUUUCUUGAGAGACUGAAUUCUUAA